AAAAGGUAAGUAAUUGUAAUUGGGUUUCCAUUUUCAUUCAUUUCUAAGCGAAGCUUUACUGUGUCCUUGUGCGUGUUUUCUUCUGUAUGGUAUCCAACAACCCGAACCCGUCUGAGAGCUUUUACUUGGACCCGACUGGAAUGGCUUUACCGGGUCUCGGACCCUUCGCGGCGGCGGUCACCGCUACGGCCACUACAACCUCCACCACUUCGUCGUCGGAGGAUCUGUCUAAGAAGAUCCGAAAGCCUUACACCAUUACCAAGUCUAGAGAAAGCUGGACCGAGCCCGAACACGACAAGUUCCUCGAAGCCCUCCAACUCUUUGACCGCGAUUGGAAAAAGAUUGAAGCAUUUGUUGGAUCAAAGACUGUUAUACAGAUACGUAGUCAUGCACAGAAAUAUUUUCUGAAGGUUCAGAAGAAUGGGACAAGUGAACAUCUACCUCCGCCUCGGCCAAAGCGGAAAGCUGCUCAUCCAUAUCCUCAGAAAGCUUCUAAAAAUAGUCAGGUACCACCACCCAUACAAGUUUCAGGAGCUUUUCAGUCUUCAUCUGCCUUACAUGAACCAGGUUAUAUCCAAAUGCCAGAUUCAUCACUUAGGAGCCCCCUCGCUGGUGCUGCUAUCUCGUCAUGGAAUAAUAAUUCUGCACAGACAGUCAACUUGUCAAAUGAAACAAAAGCUCCAAGUGUGGCAAAUAACUGUUGCAGUAGCACUGAAAGCACUCCAAGAGCACGGCCCAUUGUUGAAACAACUGAUCUAGGAAAUCAUAGUCAUCAAUUGAGAGUUCUUCCCGACUUUGCCCAAGUCUAUAGCUUCAUUGGCAGUGUCUUUGACCCAAAUACUACAGGUCAUGUGCAAAAACUAAAAAAGAUGGACCAGAUCGAUGUUGAGACGGUGUUACUUUUGAUGAGAAAUCUAUCCAUCAAUCUAACCAGCCCUGAUUUUGAAGAUCAUCGAAAGUUGCUUUCAUCCUAUGAGAUUGAAUCAGAGACCAUAAAUCAGAGUGAUGCAAUCAGGUCAUUUAAUGACGACCAACCCAAGAAUGUCGCCAAGAUUGUAUAGUGCAUAAGAUUGAUAAGUUUCCUUCUAUUGACUGUGCCUGCAAAGUUUCUCAAGGUGCAAAUACUGGAAAGCGGGUAGAGAUUAAAUUCUCGGAAAGGUGUGAAGAAGAUUACAGAGCUUCUAAGGCCCACCCCAACUCAAUUCGAUUUUAUGUUCUACAUGAAAUUGUUGCAAGUGUUGUCAGACUACUUGACUACACAUUAUGUUGAUAAAUUUUGCCAUUCCAUUCUAGUUUAUGUAUAUAUAAACGAAAGGAGAGGGAAAAAAAAAACUUUGCAUGUAUAGUUAGUUGGUCAUUCGUGUUGUAUUUGUGGCUAUUUUUGUACAGCACAAGCUUUUUGUGUAGUCAAGUUUUGACUUAAUAUGUUUACUAGCGUUGGUUUGAUUAGUCUGUUGUAAUGUUAAAAUAAUGAGAUAUCUACUAAUAUUACAUUCGUUAUAGCAGACAAAGAA
Messenger RNA from Humulus lupulus (European hop), 1514 nucleotides. Its product is annotated as protein REVEILLE 6. The record is from RefSeq and is a predicted model, not a curated record. The transcript has 8 exons. The coding region runs from base 87 to 1061 and encodes 324 amino acids. Lineage: Eukaryota; Viridiplantae; Streptophyta; Magnoliopsida; Rosales; Cannabaceae. Gene Ontology annotation, molecular function: DNA binding.